Messenger RNA from Paramecium tetraurelia, 1164 nucleotides. RefSeq lists its product as uncharacterized. Lineage: Eukaryota; Ciliophora; Oligohymenophorea; Peniculida; Parameciidae. Gene Ontology annotation, cellular component: nucleus. Gene Ontology annotation, biological process: mitotic DNA replication checkpoint signaling. The transcript is spliced from 3 exons. The record is from RefSeq and is a predicted model, not a curated record. Gene Ontology annotation, molecular function: DNA replication origin binding; ATP binding; ATP hydrolysis activity.
AUGCCAAAUAAACAACAACAAAAGAGUUCCAAGAGACAGAAUCAAAAAAAACAGCCUAAAUUAUAAAAAUCAAUAGAUGAUGAAGUAAACAGUGCUGCACAGAAACCUCAAUAAAUAAAAUUUAGAGAAUAAGAACAACAUUAAAUAUAAUAAUUCAUAAAUUCUAAUGAUGACUAUAAACUAUUACUGUUAACAGGGUAACCGGGAACAGGAAAAACUACUCUGAUUCAUCAAUGUUCUAAAUAAUGGAGAAUAAAGAAGUACAAAAUUAUCUAUACUAAUGCUAUGGGAUUUUAAAAUUAUAAAGAAGUUAUUUUAUAUCUAUCAAAAAAAUUGUAAUAUCGUAAUGUUAUUACUCAUCGAGACUUUGAAAAAAAAUUACAAAAGUAAACAUCAAAUAAACAGAUCAUAGUAUUCGAUGAAUUUGAAAACCUAUUUAAAGUAAACGAAGUUGAAGCAUUCUAAAUAUUUUAAUUAUCUAAAUAUGUACAUCUCAUAGGAAUUUGUAAUAAUAUUGGAUUCUUAAAUUUGAAAUCAAAUAAACAUUCAAUAAAAUUACCUCCUUAUUAGAAUAUCGUUUUUGAGCCUUAUACUUUGAUUUAAGUGUAGGAAUUGGUUAAAGACAUCCUUACCACAAAAAUGUCAAAGUAAAUAGAUCAAGAUUCUGUUAAGUUAACAAUAUCAAAAACUUACAACCAAAAAGGAGGAGAUAUGAGAUAAAUCCAAGAAGUUUUGAGUAGAAUAAUUAGAAAUGCUGAAGAGGGUUUGACAGAGGAUCAAGAAAUAAAUUUAAAUCAAGUUGAUUCUGAGAUGAAAGGAGUUGUUGAAACUUUAGCCUUCAAUUAAUAAUUAAUCAUAAUAGGGUUGAUGGUUUUGCUAAGAUAAAAUCCAAUUGAUUUAGAAAUUGAUAUGCAAGAUUUAAUAAGGAAAGUGAAUGAAAUUAAGUAUAGGAUGAAGCUUCAAUUAAAUGUAGAUUUAGAGGAGGAGAUAAUUCAAUUAAAGAAUUACAAUCUCUUUGACUUACGAGAGGUAACUCAAGAGUAAAUGAACUUUAAAGUCAAAGUAAAAAAGGUGAAAUCUAAAUUUACAUCUGAUGAAUUGAAAUAUUAAUUAUCUGAUCUUGAUGCUCUUAAAACAUUUUACAAUAAUUAUGAAUAUAUUUGA